AUGGCAGAUGCGGAAGACAUAGAGAAACGAUUGGAAGAAGAAAUUGGUAAUCUAUCCACACGCUUGGUUACUGCUGUCAACAGGCAGGUUGAAUUGGAGGAAACUGUAUUGCACCUACGCAAGACUAUCAAUGAUCUACAAUCUAAGAAUGCAGUUUUGACUAAAAGUGAUGAAAACUAUCAAAUGAUUUUACCGAAAUAUCUCAAGCUUCAGGAAGAUUAUAAGGAGGCGAACAUCAGAAAGGAAGUUGUUGAGAAUGAGAAUAAGAAAUUGAAUAUCGAAGUUGAAGAGUUGACCUCCUCCUUGUUUGAUGAAGCAAAUACAAUGGUUUCAAACGCUUCAAGAGAAACUUAUAAUUUCAAGAUCAAAAACAAGAAAUUGUUUGAAGAGAUUGAUGAAAAGAAUAUCAUUAUAAGUAAUCUACAGGAUCAGUUGCAAGAUUUGAAACAGAUGUUUCUCAAAAUGGAAGACAAACAGCGUGUAUUGUUGUUCUCAAGUCAUAAUGGCACCCCCAAGCUCGAUCAAAAGGAGUCCAGCCUUGACAAUGCUUCUGUUGGGGAUGAUGAUUACCAAACACAACAAUUGUCGAGCAGUCUAUACGCCCCGUUGAUUACGUCUUUACGAUUUGAUUUAAAUAACUACAAUAAGGAUUUCAAAGGGUUUGUCUAUACUUUGAUCAAACCAGCUUUCACCCUUGAUUUAGCCCACUUGAAGAACCUCGCUUUUUUUAAACAAAUUUGGACGGAUGAGAUUGAGAAUACCGUUGCGCAUAUACCUAACCUCCCAUUUACCACAUUACUCAAUCGAUGGCAAAAGUACAAGGUGUUUUGGAGCUCACUUAUUGAAGGAAGGGUCUCUAUUGAACCAGUAAAAGGGUAUAGCGAAGGAAGUUUGAAGCAUGCAAAUGAAAAAGAAGUUGAUCCUGAAUUGUUGUCGGUUACUAUCAAGGAUCCUUGUUCCUUUUGUGGAGAAUCGAGGAGCACCUCUUUGGAACAUUGUCGUCUUCAUCUUUACAAGAUUUUUGAAGUGGAUGAGGUGAUGGUUGCUUCUUACCCCUUGUGUCAUUAUUGUGUUUUAAAAUUGCGCAAUUUGUGCGAUUUCUUUGCCAAAUUAAGGGUUAUCAAGUCUAAUGUAUUCAAGUUGAAGCAGCUACAUCUUUUUGAUGAGUAUGCAAACCGUGCAGCAGUAACAAGUACCAUUGGCUCGAAUUUUUAUAAACGGGCGAGCACAAGCUCAUCGUCUGGUACUAGACCAACCACAAGCUCAUCCACGGGAGUAGGAGUAGGAGCAGCAGUAGCAGCAGCAGCAAGUGAUCCGGAUUUGACAAAUGGUCAUGUAUACGAUUUGAAUUUGGAUGAUGAGGAAGAAUCAAAAUUGAUCAAGAUUUACCUUUUGCUUGCGCAAAGCAGGCUCAAGAUAUUUUAUUCUAAAUUAGGAUUGAGAGAGAGCGUUAAUCGUUUGAACGAGUUGAAUAUUGAGGAAAUACAUUAUGAAGCAUUUUCGAGUUUGAUACCGGACAGAGGAGAGAGAAGGGGUGCUAGUAGAGAGUCUGACACUACGACAAGCAAAUCCUUUGAUGCAACCACAUUGAGUCCGAGCGAUACCUCUGCUGCAAAAAAGUCAUUUGAUUCGGUUGCUGCUAGAAAGUCAAUUGAGGAAGAGGAAAGAACAGAAACUGUAGAAUCAAACGAAUCGAUGAAUGCUGACGAAAUCAAAGAGUCGGCACCAGUGUCGAAUGACACUAGCACCUCAUACAAGAUCGUCCCGCCAUCGUCAGUGAGCAAGUCAGAAGGUCCGCAAUUGGCAACUCCUGAAGACGAUUCCGAUGCCCGUGAGUUUGAAGACGCAAAGACCGAAUGGAGAUCAGAGCCAAAACUGGAAGAAUCGAAACCUCGGCAAGAUGCGAAUGAACCUACGCUGAAACCGAGUCUGGGAUCAAACCUGGCAAUUAGUUCACCGGAAAAAGGAAAGCCUCAAGCAGAGCUCACAGAGGCCCAAUUAAUCCUACAAAAAAUGAAGACUAAACCAAACAGUCCAGAGGCAAAGAGUAACAAUGGGUUGAAACGGUCGAAAUCCAAGAGCAAACAAUUCAAAGCCAAGAUGGAUAAAGAGUUGGAUCAAACACUUGAAAUGUUGGCUGAGAAUAUGGAGGCUGAUGGAAGCCAACAUUAG
This is a messenger RNA of Lodderomyces theae, 2172 nucleotides long. It is a transcript of the gene SEC2, whose product is annotated as guanine nucleotide exchange factor. Lineage: Eukaryota; Fungi; Ascomycota; Pichiomycetes; Serinales; Debaryomycetaceae. Bases 1 to 2172 code for a protein of 723 amino acids. The transcript has a single exon. Gene Ontology annotation, biological process: exocytosis. Gene Ontology annotation, cellular component: Golgi to plasma membrane transport vesicle; cell tip. Gene Ontology annotation, molecular function: guanyl-nucleotide exchange factor activity. The record is from RefSeq and is a predicted model, not a curated record.